Messenger RNA from Desarmillaria tabescens, 609 nucleotides. RefSeq lists its product as uncharacterized. The coding region runs from base 1 to 609 and encodes 202 amino acids. The transcript has 5 exons. The record is from RefSeq and is a predicted model, not a curated record. Lineage: Eukaryota; Fungi; Basidiomycota; Agaricomycetes; Agaricales; Physalacriaceae.
AUGUCUUGGAGGACAUUUGACGCCCAAACGGACAUCAGUGUCGCUGCCGUCGUUGGACGUCGGUGGCCCGAUCUCCAUCCUGCCCUCCCACUCUCCCCCUUCCUCCCCAGUGCCGUCCCGCUGCGUGAUGAGGUCCGAUAUGGAAACCCUAGUGAUAUCCUGUGUCGUCAUCGUGCCGCGCUUGCGUGUCCAAUGACGAUCGAGGUCGAUGCGCGUGUGGGGGGCAUGGGAUGGGUUGCGGCAGAAUGUAGGUCGUAUCGGGGCAAUGGCAGGGAUGCAUGGGUCACGUCGUCAACGUACAAUGUUGCGGUCAUAUCUGGCAGUGCUGCCUCGGGUGAGGGCUUACGGAUCUUGGGGCUGCCGGAUACGCCAAAAAGACCUAAAUUUGACAUGAUACCCUCAUCUCAUGAUAAUCCUCAAUUUACGUUGGUUGCCCCACAUUUUAGGGCACUUGUAAGCAAAUACCAGUUCUAUAUAUUUGUGCACCAUCUCAAUAGAUAUGACUAUCAUAUGUUCGAGGUACAGAAAGCCCUAGGAGUAUGGGAUUGCAAGGGUAUUCUGUCCUAUGCCCCUAAUUGGGGUGCAUCCGGCAAAUUCCGACCAUGGUGA